Messenger RNA from Psilocybe cubensis, 2262 nucleotides. RefSeq lists its product as uncharacterized. The coding region runs from base 1 to 2262 and encodes 753 amino acids. The record is from RefSeq and is a predicted model, not a curated record. NCBI's taxonomy places the organism in Eukaryota, Fungi, Basidiomycota, Agaricomycetes, Agaricales, Agrocybaceae. The transcript has 3 exons.
AUGACAGAUGCUACUGCCAAUAAAGAUGUAAUAGUAGAGACUAUCGCGUCGUCGUCGACGAUUGGCGAUGGUGCCACAACGAGUGGCACAUCCACGAUACACGAUGAAAACUCGAAAGACGUUACGAUGGUCGAUGAAUCGGAAGAUCCAAGCAACUUCAGGUCCCCCGAACGGUUCCUGCAGGACAUAAUCAUUUCCCGUGCCCCAGAGGAUGUCCGAUCGCGUUAUCGUCCAACGGACCCUGCCACCCCUGACCAGAUUGAAGAGUACCGUCAGAAGGUCCUCAACCAUCCCAGAACCAAGCACCGCCUCGUCUUCCAGCAGUGGCCGCGAGACCCUCAGGGUCCUGUUAUCACUCACGACAACAGUGCCAUGGGGAAGGUGGCAGGAAAUGGCCUACAAAUAUGGGGAGAGACUCUCUUCGAUUUCUUCAGCGUGUCCAGAGUGCCAGGUGUUACUGGCUUGGUGACCUUUACGAGCGGAAGCAAAAUGGUAAACUGGGUUAAUCAACAUAAAGAAACUUUCGCACAAGACUUGGUGGAGCAGCAGAAAUCAGAAGCAGAACCUACCACCGUCGAACCAUGCGAUAUAGGCAAAUUGAUUCAGAAGAACGAGACAAUGCAUAUUAAUGCCAAGUGGUCGCUCCAGAAAUCGUGGUCCAAGGAUAAGGAAAAGGAUCGCUAUGAACUUCCCCAACCUUGGCCACCCGCCUCCCCUUUCGACCCAAGUGCAUACCCUAGCCCGUGGCCUAUUCCGCCCUUUUCUCAACAGCACAUGACGCGUAUCCCGACUUUACAGCAGUACAUUCCGCAGUGCCUUCUCCCCGAGAGACUUGUCGUUCAUGAUCCUUGGAAGUUGCUAGCCGCCAAAGUGGUUGAAGUAGACAGGGAUAGCGAAGACUUUAGGGCCGAGAAACUCGUCAAAUGGAACGAGAAAGAAGACAUUACGCAUAUAUAUAGGCUACAACAUUCGGAAACUAACCAUAUCCGCAGAAUGAAGGAUAUGGAGAAGCUGGAGAGCGAAUACGAAGAGAGAUGCAGAGUCUACGACGAUUUUAUAGCUGAUCCUCAUUCCAGAAAUAAGCUGCCUGACGGUUUCAUGAUUAACGAGGUUCAAGAUACUUCCGUAGACGAACCAGGGCCUAUUAAGCCGCCUAUUUACGUCGUCUUUCCUCUCCGACCGAUACGCGAACAACCCGAAGAAGCGCAUCUAUACAUUGCCCCAGCUGGCACGAUCGGUGAAGGGAAUCACUCCUUCGUAUACAAGACUGAAUUAGAACUCCCUCGUAACUUCUUGGUGAAUGAGGAUCUUUGUCAAGAAUGUGUCCUCGAAGACAUGGAAAGCAUCCUUCGUGAACAAGAUGGACCAAACGGCGAAAGGCGCGAUCCUAAGUGGGAUGAAAAAAGCGGAAGAUUGGUUCUGAAGACAACAGAAGUGUUGCCUGCAGUGGCUAAGAUGGAAGACCCAAUUGAUGGGAAGAUGGCGCCGUACAUAAUCAAACCUGGGAAAUACGAGGAGCGCCUCGAAUACGAAGGCCCGUUCCGCGUAAUUCAAAGUCGAGUGCAGUUCCCAGACCUCUCAAAAGGACCGUACUGUGCCCACAUUCGCGGUCAUGAAAGAGCAAUUCACCCACUGACUUCGAAGGUGUAUGUCGCCGCUAAAUUGUCGAAACAAGGCGACGCCCACCUAGCCAACGAGGCCGAGAACUAUCAGAGAUUCCCUCAUCAUUUCUUUGAACAUUGGACUGGGUACAAUAUUGUGAGGCCCAUGCAUGAUCCAGUUCCUGUGGAAGCCUUGGUCCCACAGUUUUAUGGCUACUACGUCGUCGAAACUAAGUCGCCAAAGCUGUCAGAACCUGAAGGUGAAGAUGAAACAGAAAGUAGUGCAUACCUCAGUCCUUUGCUUCUGCUUGAAGAUUGCGGGCAACCGAUUGUCCCUAGAAACCUUUCAGUCGAUGACAUAAACCAAUCUGGGUCGUUGAUCUAUCGUCUCCACGAGGAGGGUUGGCUUCAUGGCUCGGUAGCAAGACGAAACAUCUUGCGACAGCCCGGUCCUCUGAGUGCAUGGCCAUCCGAGAGAGCUGCGAACGCUGCGAAGAGAGAUGGUCUAGGAGAGAAAUGGAGCUUUAGAUUGAUUGAUUUUGGACGAAGCAAGUUGUCCGAGAUCGAGGACGAACAUUUAACGAGACCCCAGAUUCUAGAACGUGGUCAUAUCACAGCGUGGAUCGGGGGCUGGGCAACGGAGGAGAUUGGCUAUAUAUGA